GCGCACUCGCUGCGCAAGGCUCCCUCCACUUACUUACAUAUGGCCAUAGCCUGGAGAUAGUCUCAGACAGUUCGCAUUGCCGGUUCGAAGUAUCUUCUCAUCUUGAGCACAGGUCUACUUGAGACGUAUCAUCCUCGGGUUUAUAAUGGCUCUCGACUUCGCGCACGAGCCCCAAGCGUUCACGACGUAUGGGUGGAUAGCAUGCGUGUGGGUCCUCGUAGUCUCCUUUCAGUAUGGCUUCCACAUAUCCUCCCUCAACCAAAUCCAAGCGGUCCUCACCUGCCGCGCCCUCGACGAGACUAGCCCUCCGACGCACUUAGGCAUGCCCACCUGUAUUCCCAUGUCCGACGCCACCUUCUCCGUGGUGACCUCCGUCUACACCGUUGGUGGGCUCAUGGGAAGCCUGGGUGCGAACCUCGUCAUGGACCGCUGGGGCCGCAGAGGCGCUGUCCGCAUAAGUGCGAUUGCAACUGGGGCGGGUGCUGCAUUGAUGGGUGUCUCUGCCGGUCUGGCGCCAUUGAUUGUCGGAAGGACAUUGACCGGUGUCGGUGCCGGGAUUGGUCUCUGCGUCGGUCCGAUUUAUCUCUCUGAGUUGGCUCCUCCCAAGAAGCGAGGUGCAGUGGGCGUCCUGACCCAAUUCGCAAUCGUCGUAGGUAUCAUGAUCACCCAGAUCAUGGGUCUCCAACUCGCGACCGCCACCCGCUGGCGCAUAGUCCUAUUCUUCUCUGCCGCCCUCGGAGCGAUGCAAUUCGUGUUGAGCGGUGGCAUGAUUGAGUCUCCGACGUGGCUCGACCGCAACGGGUUACUCGUGGAGAAAGACAAAGUCACGCAGAGGAUAUGGAAGAGUGGGCGAAGCCCCGAUUCGUCGAACUACGAUAGCCAAGACCCCCUGCUUGGCGCAGAUCUCGAGGCAACUGAAGAAGAUAUUCGGACGCCAGUCCCUGUCGUCGAGGUGCCCGAACGCAAUGAUCAAGAGGAAGCCAUCAAGGUGCCGGAACUACUGGUGACGCCCAGCCUCCGCCGCCCGCUGACGAUCGUCUGCUUCUCCAUGCUAGUACAACAAUUGUCUGGUGUCAACGCAGUGUUGUACUACAGCAAUGACAUCCUCUCGAAAGCCCUGCCCGACUGGGGGCCGUGGAUCUCUGUUGGCAUCACCGUCGUCAACUUCCUGAUGACCUUUGCGCCUAUAGCCCUCAUUGAUCGCGUUGGGAGGAAACAACUCCUGUCGGUCUCGGCCGGCGGCGCGAUCCUCUCCCUGCUGGGCGUCGGCUUCGGGCUCAAUUCGGGCCUCGUCGCGCUCGCCAGCGUUACGAUCAUCUCCUUCGUCGCCUCGUUCGCCGUAGGUAUUGGCCCAGUGCCAUUCGUCAUGAUCCCAGAAGUAUCGCCCCAGCAUGCCGUCUCCGCGCUCUCCUCCGUCGCGCUCUCGCUCAACUGGAUCGCGAACUUCCUCGUCGGGCUCGUCUUCCUCCCGCUGCGGAACGCGCUCUCGGGGGGCGCCGAGGACAAGGAGGGCCGCGUAUUCUACGUGUUCGCCACUCUGCUCGCGUUUUGCACGUUCGUGCUGUUCAGGGUGUAUCGAGGCUGAUUCUCCAAAGCUGCACCACACGUGUAUUAUAGGGCUCGAGUCAUGGGAUUGUUUGAUGUUGGGUUGGUACGUCAAGCCGCCGCAGCCGCCGCCGCAGUUGGCGUGGUGGUUUGUACAGGAGAGGGCGCAGAGAUAUGGAUCAAUAGCAUAUU
Messenger RNA from Rhodofomes roseus, 1737 nucleotides. Its product is annotated as general substrate transporter. The record is from RefSeq and is a predicted model, not a curated record. Gene Ontology annotation, cellular component: membrane. Lineage: Eukaryota; Fungi; Basidiomycota; Agaricomycetes; Polyporales; Fomitopsidaceae. The transcript is spliced from 11 exons. Gene Ontology annotation, biological process: monosaccharide transmembrane transport. Gene Ontology annotation, molecular function: hexose transmembrane transporter activity. Bases 146 to 1585 code for a protein of 479 amino acids.